Molecule: messenger RNA, 846 nt
Organism: Pseudocercospora fijiensis CIRAD86
Lineage: Eukaryota; Fungi; Ascomycota; Dothideomycetes; Mycosphaerellales; Mycosphaerellaceae
Exons: 2
Coding region: 1-846 (281 amino acids)
Biological process (GO): protein folding in endoplasmic reticulum
Cellular component (GO): membrane; EMC complex
Source: RefSeq, a predicted model, not a curated record
AUGGCCGCGCCAGUGGAACAGCAGAUCCAUAGGGAUCCUGCCCUCUUCUACUGGAUCCUCCUGCCCAUCACAAUAGUCAUGAUCUUGACUGGCAUACUCCGACACUACCUCUCCACCUUGCUCCAGACCACGCCAAAGAAACAGCCUCUCGCCAAGAUCCGCGAAAUGCGUUCACGUUUGCGCAUGCAGACUCUCCGCGCGAACUAUGCCCAAGUCUCGAAAUCGGCAUUCGAUAAGCGGAAAGAGUAUUUCAUCGAGGAAGUAAAAGAAGGCAAAUUCCUGGCGGAUCCGGAGAACCGAGGCAAGCCUCCAGCAAAUCCUCUCACAGAUCCGGGCGCCAUGGACGGAAUGAUGGGCAUGAUGAAAGGUAAUAUGGUUAUGAUGGUUCCGCAGAGCUUGAUUAUGGGAUGGAUCAAUGCAUUCUUCUCGGGUUACGUGAUCAGUGAGUGUUCAGCGCAAAUAAGUAACAGCAGCCAGGUCUCAGGAACUAACAAUGCUCCAGUGAAACUCCCCUUCCCAUUAACACCUCAGUUCAAGCAAAUGCUGCAAGCCGGGGUCGGAACUAGAGACUUGGACGUGAGGUGGGUGUCUAGCUUGAGCUGGUACUUUCUCACGCUCUUUGGCCUUCAGCCGGUUUACAACUUCAUCCUGGGUAGCAACAAUGCUGCCGAUCAGGUGACGCAGCAGAUGGCGCAGGCGCAGAUGGGCCAGAACCCUAUGGGUGGGCAGGAGGAUCCAGACAAGAUUUUCAAGGCGGAGAUUGAGAAUUUAGAGGUCAUUGAGCACCGUUAUAUCCUAGACGGCAUAGAAGAUAGACUUCUGGCUAAGCUCGGUGCGGAUGUAUAG